This is a messenger RNA of Trichoplax adhaerens, 762 nucleotides long. RefSeq lists its product as uncharacterized. The record is from RefSeq and is a predicted model, not a curated record. Lineage: Eukaryota; Metazoa; Placozoa; Uniplacotomia; Trichoplacea; Trichoplacidae. The annotation marks the transcript as partial. The transcript has a single exon.
AUGAAAUGGCUACUGUCUUCUACUACAAUAUUAUUGAUCUUCUAUCAGCUCAAUAUUGCAUAUGGUGCUGACAGCUAUGUUGUAGCACAAACGGAUAAAGGAGCUGUACGGGGUAAAACUUACAAUGUUGAUGAUAAGCAAUGCCAUGUCUUUCUCGGAGUGCCUUAUGCUGAGCCACCAGUCGGCUCCUUAAGAUUUAUGAAUUCAAUACCAUUGAAGAAAUCAUGGAGAUCAACUCGUGAUGCUCUCCAAUUUAGCCCAUCCUGCCCACAGACCUAUGUUGUGCCACAAAUAUAUGAUCGUCUUGAUAAAUCAUUACCAGAAAGCAAAGAAAACGAAGAUUGCCUUUAUUUAAAUAUCUAUACACCUAAAGUCGAUUCUAAAAGUCCCUUAUUGCCUGUCCUAGUAUGGAUCCAUGGCGGUGGCUACGUUAUGGGAACUGGUGCGAAUUGGCAUGGCGAGACAUUAUCAACACGUGAAGAUAUUGUAGUAGUGACAAUCAAUUAUCGCCUUGGCGCUUUAGGUUUUAUGACAGCUCGAAAUGAGAAAAAUAGUGAUAUCUUGCCAGCUAAUAAUGGCCAACUUGAUCAAAACAUAGCCUUAAAAUGGAUACAACGUAAUAUUCGUCACUUUGGUGGCGAUAAAACUAAAGUAACCAUUGCUGGCAAUUCAGCUGGUGCUGUUUCGAUAGGAUUUCACCUAUUAUCACCAUCCAGUCAAGGCUUAUUCCGUAGUGCUGUUUUGCAAAGUGGUACUCCGUUA